Fusarium redolens is the source of this 810-nucleotide messenger RNA. RefSeq lists its product as uncharacterized. The transcript is spliced from 5 exons. The coding region runs from base 1 to 810 and encodes 269 amino acids. Lineage: Eukaryota; Fungi; Ascomycota; Sordariomycetes; Hypocreales; Nectriaceae. The record is from RefSeq and is a predicted model, not a curated record.
AUGAAUACUGAGACCGAUCUUAUCCUAGGCCACGUCGCAUUCGUGGCUGAUCCCGGGAGUGAUGUCCCCAGCAUCAAGACUAAAGUCAUUCAAUUCGCUGAUGCCCCAAGCUUCCCCCCGGAACUAUUCCAGGACUCAAGUGAAUUUUGGAAUCUAAGAGGGAUGAAAUCAUUCAAAGCCCGUCGACGAACUACGGAGCCCCUGAACAAUGCGCUCCGGGUUCUCGACCACUCACGCUUUAUCGCCGAUGCCCUUCGACGCGACCUUCAACUGCCCAAGACGCCAGAGACUCUCGAAAUUACAAUCCUUUAUGGAAACCCAAACCCCACAUCUCAGUUCCUGGACAUCUGCCAGGUUGGGCCCAUCUCCGUCACUGUUAAGCAAGACAUCCCAUCAUCUCUUGCGCGACUCGAUCUCGACUUUUCUCUAGCAGAGAGACGUCUCCAGUUCCACUACGGGAACGACGCAUAUCAAUGCAUGCGUUCGCAACACACAAAUGUGUUCCAUCCUCCCAAUGAGAGGAUGGAUAACUAUCCGAUCGUCUUCUGCCACCCAGAGACCUUCAGUGAGGCUCGGGACGUCGUGCCCUCUUCAGGAGCACCGGCUUCUGGGAGGCUGGUCAGGCACAACCAGCAACAACGCUGGUUAUGUUUGGCUAACCAGACACCAGCCCAGAUCUUGGUGCAUCGGGUUGCAUCUAGCAACCUGGAUGACCCCAUUGGUGGGCCUAUCCUCAGUACGAAUGUUACUGGGGAUCUUCUCAUCAAACCAGAAGACCGUAUCACCGUCAGAUACGUUAUCUGGUCAUAA